AUGUUUAAACUAUUGCGAGACUUUAUCGAAUAUUCGAUCGCAAUUUUAGCACAUUUUUAUGCGCAUAUGUUUCGACCAAAUAAUAAAUCAUUAACUACAAUCGAAAAUUUAAAUCAAUUAUCACCAUUAGUGUGGCGAAUUCUUGGUGCAAAUCCUGGACCAUUCACUCUACAAGGAACCAAUACGUAUUUGGUUGGUAGUGGUAAAAGUAAAAUUCUAAUUGAUAGUGGCGAGCCAAAUGUGCCUGAAUAUAUAAAUAAUCUGAAAAAAGCACUUGGUGAAAACAAAAUAUCUUGUAUAGUUUGUACUCAUUGGCAUCGUGAUCAUGUUGGUGGUGUUCCAGAUGUUAUACAAAAAGUAAUUGGUGAGAAAGUGCCUGUUUAUAAAUUCAAGCGAGAUGAUGCUGUUGAAGAUUCUUCCUGUUAUACAUUUGUAAAUGAUGAGCAUAUUCUUUCAACUGCAGGUGCAACUUUGAGAUUGAUUGGAACCCCGGGUCAUACGGUGGAUCAUAUGUCCAUAUAUCUGGAAGAAGAAGGUUCGUUAUUUAGUGGCGAUUGUAUUUUAGGCGAAGGCUCGACCAUAUUUGAAAAUUUACAUAGCUAUAUGACUUCACUUCAUAAAUUGCUCAAUUUAAAACCGAAACGAAUUUAUCCUGGUCAUGGUCCUGUAAUUGAGGAACCGUUGGAGAAAAUCGGUAAUUACAUAGAACAUCGUAAUAAACGUGAAUCCGAAAUCUUAGAAGCAUUUAAGCAGUCGGAUUCUCCAUUAUCAAUGAUGGCAGUAACGAAUAUUGUUUAUAAAGAUCUUCCUAUUCAUUUGAAGAUGGCAGCUAUAAAUAAUGUGGAACAUCAUAUCAAAAAAUUGCUAAAAGAAGAAAAAAUUGAAAAAAUUGGCUUAAGCGGUUAUCGCUUACUUGCUGUUGAACCGCAAACGAGUAGAAUGGAUUCAUAG
This is a messenger RNA of Dracunculus medinensis (Guinea worm), 951 nucleotides long. Lineage: Eukaryota; Metazoa; Nematoda; Chromadorea; Rhabditida; Dracunculidae. The record is from the annotation of a GenBank genome assembly.